Molecule: messenger RNA, 1463 nt
Organism: Prunus avium (sweet cherry)
Lineage: Eukaryota; Viridiplantae; Streptophyta; Magnoliopsida; Rosales; Rosaceae
Gene: SAC3C
Product: SAC3/GANP/Nin1/mts3/eIF-3 p25 family
Biological process (GO): mRNA export from nucleus
Cellular component (GO): cytoplasm; nucleus; transcription export complex 2
Source: RefSeq, a predicted model, not a curated record
UCUUUCCCUUUUAUUUUUUUAAUUUUAAACGUCUCCAAAUCUCCUUUUCCAUAACGCUUCCAUUUAGAUUGUUUUUGCUCAUUGUAGUCUCAGUUAAUCAACUCCUGAAUCAAUUUCACACAACCAUUUCCUGAAAUAUCUACACCCCCAGCUGCCUGUGUCCCCUUUUCUUUUUCCCCGCGAACCUCAUUCUCUGGAUUGAUAGAGCUUGCCAGAACCCCUUUUGUUUUAUUUUGAUUUUCUUUUGAAACUUUGAUCUAGCUGAUUUGGUACCAAAAGAGCGAGAAAGGAAGUGGAAGGUGGAAAUGGAGAGGCGAGGGCGUGGUCGUCUUCAACCUCGAAACGUUUCUUCUUCUUCUCGAGAAUCAACGGUUUCUCGCACGAACAGGUUCGCUUCGAAACCCAACUCGACUCCCAAGUCCUCGAGUAGAGUUGCAAGUGGCGGUGAAAAAGCACAAAGCGACGGCGUAGAUGACCCUUCCGACCUUCCCGCCAUUGUGGGUACUUGCCCUUUGAGGUGCCCAGAAAGAGAGAGAGCUCAGCGAGAGCGGCUUCGAGAUUUAGCAGUGUUUGAGAGGCUAAAUGGAAAUCCAGCUCAAUCAUCUCCAGACCUUGCCGUUAAAAAGUUUUUCAGAACUAUAUCCACCAAACAAGUUGAAGCAUCAGAUGUCCGGCCGCUCCCUGUGUUGGAAGACACUUUAAAUUAUCUUUUAAACUUGUUUGAUUCUAGAGAAUAUCCCUUUGAAGUGGUUCAUGACUUCCUCUUUGAUCGAACAAGGUCGAUAAGGCAAGAUCUUAGUAUGCAGAAUAUUGUCAACAACAAAGUAAUCCGCAUGUAUGAGAAAAUGGUCAAAUUUCAUGUGAUAUCUCUUCACAAGCUUCGGCAUUGUAGCAGUCAAAAUAAUACUUCUUCAAUGAAUUACCUUAACAAGGAGCAGCUUGCAAAGACUCUGACAUCUCUAUUUAAUAUGUAUGAUGCAAAUCGAGAUUCCAGUUCUACAUAUGAGAAUGAAGCUGAGUUUUGUUCGUUUUAUGUGCUACUUCAUCUUGGUUCUAACAGCCAACCAAUGGGGGAGUCACUUUCGUGGUGGUUUCGUAAUGUUCCUUCCACGUUAUUGAAAUCUAAGGAAAUUUGCUUUUCCCGAAAGAUUUUACGAUUAUUCCGGAUAGGCAACUAUAAUUGUUUCCUAAGCACUAUAGCAGCUGAAGCAUCUUAUCUUCAAUACUGCAUUCUUGAACCUUAUGUCAAUGAGGUUCGAGCGCUAGCUGUGUCAUGUAUAAAUAAUGGUGGAUACAAGCUUCAUCCAUACCCGCUGGCAAACUUAUCCAAGCUCUUGAUGAUGACGGAAUCAGAUUUGGAAUCAUUUUGCAAAGCUUGUGGUCUUGAGAUUUGUACAAAUGAAGAAGGAUAUAAUUUGUUACCUACUAAGCAAACCACCUUUUGUCAUCCUAAGGAUGGGUUU